AUGUCUAUUUCAUUUGGGGGGUCCAAUGCCGGCUUUCAAGUGGGUGUGAACAACGGCUUCAUCAAUCCCACUUUCCAUAUGCCGUCGGGGGAUGACGACUCGCCCCUGAAUCCCAAUGUUUCGAUACCUUUUUCCCGCAAUACUCAGUUCAUUGCCGAUCAAUUCAUUUUGGAUCAGCUUCAUGAAAAGCUCUCCGUGCCGGGGUCAAAAGCGGCACUUGUUGGCAUGGGGGGAGUCGGGAAGUCGCAGCUUGCCUUAGAAUACUGUUAUCAAAUUCUCGAUCGAUCACCAGACACACGGGUCUUCUGGGUAUGCGCGAGUAAUACAGCCCGUUUGGAACAAAGCUACCGCGAUCUUGCCGAUUUUCUCAGAAUUCCUCAUCGCAGUCAGCCUGAUACAAAUAUUUUCCAGCUUGUGCAAAAUUGGAUCCAGGACUGGAAGCAGAAUUGGGUUCUUAUUUUGGACGACAUUAUGAAUGGAGACAUCCUUCGUACCUCACCGCCAGCAGCGAAUGAGGAUGGAACGAAUGAUGAAUACAAUGCUUUGAAGAGUAUUUUUCGAUCAUUUGAAUCCCGAGAUAUUCGAGGUACAAUUCUUAUGACCACUCGAAAUCGUGAAAUAUCUAGAAGCAUCGACAAAUGCAAUACCAUUCAAGUUAACACCAUGAGCGAGCCACUUGCUUUGGCUCUACUGGAAAAUUUACUACUGGAGUCUGCAUUCAUGCAAAACGAAGCCAAGAUGCUUAUACGAGCUGCUGGUUAUCAUCCACUCACAAUCGUGCACGUUGCUAGAUGCAUCAUAUCUCGAUACAGUCUAUUUGAGGCAACGCGGUUCCUUGAAAUUCUCCAGGAGCAUCAGAGGAAUUCCCUAAGCCAUGAAGUAGACUCUCCACCCACUGGAUUCAGAUCUGCCAUUCGAAUUUCUUUCGAUAAUCUACAAGACACAUGCCCAGCGUCCAUGAACCUACUAUUUUUGAUGAGCUUCUUUGAUCCGAACGGAUUCACAAAAAGCUUGCUGAAACGAAGCAGUAAUGAAGUGGACAGAAAUGCAGAUGACACUUUUGAGAGUGAUUUCUACAUGCUCAAAAAGAAUUCUCUAGUUGUGAUCGGCAAAAAUAGACAAACGUUUUUCAUUCAUGAAUUGUUACAGCAUGAAAUAAAAAUUCGGCUUGAAGAGCACGGCCAGAUUGAGCAAUGGAGGAAACAGUUCGUCAUAAAUCUUUCUCGCGAGUUUCCAACAAUUGGACUUGAUACAGGGAACCGAAAGAAAUGCCAAUCCUUAUUCCCACACCUGAAAGCAGCAAUGGCACAGCUCCCAAACUCAAGCUCGGAGGAAUCACUCCUGGAGUGGGCUGAACUUCUUCAAAAAGGUGCGCAGUAUGCGACAGUGAUUGGAGGCACCUUGGACAUGAAGGAGAUGGCUAGGAAGGCAAUGGAGGUUAGAGAGCGUUUGCUUGGCCAAGAUGACCAGAAAACCAUGGAUUCCUGCAUGACGCUCAUCCGAGCAUACAUUCUAGAACGUGAAUUGAAAAGGGCUGAAAACCUAGCGGAGUCACUUAUUCCACGUUCUACUCGAGCCCUAGGAGCGGAAAAUCGCACUUCACUCACUGCUAUGGAUUAUCUAGCUUUGAUAAAAUGGCAUCAAGGCCACUGGCAGGAAGCAGAGGUCUUGAAUUUGAAGGUUCUUGGGAUACGAAAAGAAAGGUUUGGACCAGAGCAUCUGGACACUGUGACAAGUAUGAACAAUUUAGGCUUGACUUAUUGGAAUCAAGGUCGAUGGCAAGAGGCAGAAUCACUUCAAUCUCGAAUACUUGAGGUUCGAAGACAGUCACUUGGUCCAAACAAUCCAGAUACUCUCACCAGCAUGAACAACCUUGCAACAACCUACUGGAAUCAAGGACGGUGGCGAGACGCAGAAAUACUAGGAAAAGAGGUUCUCGAUGCCCGCGUAGAUUUGCUUGGACCCCAGCACCCGGACACUUUGACCAGCAUGAAUAAUCUCGCAUUGGUAUAUCGCGACCAAGGCCGAUUAGUGGACGCCGAAGCUCUAUCCGUACAGGUGCUCGAGAGCUACGUCAAUCUGCAAGGACGAGGCCAUCAAAAUACGCUAGGGAGCAUGGAGAAUCUUGCCUCUAAUUAUCGAAAUCAAGGUCGAUGGACGGAAGCGCAAGCACUGCAGACUGAAGUCCUCAAAGCUCGUGAAAAGCUUUUUGGUCAUAAUCAUCCGGAUACCUUGACAAGUUUGACCAAUUUGGCGACAACAUACUGGAACGAAGGUCGAUUUGAAGAUGCUGAACGCUUACAAAAGCGUGCGCUUCAGACCAGCCAAAAUUUAUUCGGUCGAGAGCAUCCAGAUGUGCUUUCAAGAAUGAGCGAUCUGGCUUUGACUUAUCAAAGUCAAGUAAGGAUGGCUGAGGCCGAGGAGCUCCUACUUCGAGUCUUAAAGUCUCAGAAAGCGCAGCUUGGUCAAGAACAUCCAGAUACGCUUCAUUGUAUGCGAAAGUUGGCUUCAAUUUACCUUGAGCAAGGCCAGCUGGAUACUGCUGAAUCCCUGCAGGUCGAUGCACUCGCCAGAGGUGAAAAAGUACUUGGCAUGGACCAUCCAACAGUGCUCUCAAAUAUGAACGCUCUGGCAUCGAUCUAUAGAAGCCAAGGCCGACUAGAUGAUGCCGAAGAUAUACUCUCGCGAGCCAUGGGUUCUUACCAGAGAGUUCUAGGCCCAGAGCAUCCUGAAACGGUAAAUAGCAUGGAAAAUCUAGCGUUAAUUGCCUUCGGAAAACAAGAAUGGAACAAGGCCGAAACGCUCGAGAGAAUGGUAAAAAAUAUACGAAUGAAAAUAUUCCGAGAAGAUCACCCGGAAACCCUGAAAGCGAUCAAGCUGCUCAACCAAUUUGCUCGGCAGAAUCUGGCAGAAGAGAAAUUCAAUUUGGACGACUCUUUAUCUGACUUUUCAGAUUCUGGUUCUGUCAUCAGUUCUUUCUCAUAUACAGCAAGUGUCUCUACAAACCCCACACUAGAUCAGCCCAUUGCAAUGACCGGUGUCGAGGUACUUACUGCAUCCUUGUUAAAGAAUGAAAACUUUCAAAAUCUCUGCAAGUCUGCACUUUUGGAGAGACAGAUACCGAGAGGGCGGGUUCAUAGAAACCUCCGGAGGCUUCUUCGACUUUUUGCAUCUCAUUUGGGCCAAGGCGCUCAAGCUGGUGAACAUGCCAAUACCAUCAAAUUUGUGCGAAGCGCAUCUUCCAGAAUCGCUAGUCGAAUAUUGCAGAGUCCUGGAAUAGUGAACAUCCCUGGUGCUGUGUAUUCAACGCUGGACAUCUUGAAGUGGCCAGCUCCAGGGCCAAGAUUGAAGAGUCCUCCAAAUGCUGAGACUCUAGAUGAACUUUCGCGCAUUGAGGAGGUCGAGUCCGAGUCCGAGUCGGGCAUGAGUGAAGAUGAAUUCGAAGUUCAGGAGGCCACAAUACUCGACGAUAUUCAAAGGCUUGAGGACUUUUUGUUUACAUCCAAUGCAUUCCAAGUCAUGGAAAGGAAGUUCUUUGAUUUUGUUUAUCCCUCUCUUCGCUCCAAGUUGAUGAAAUGGAUUACCAAGGAACGUCGACUCAAAAGAUUCACGCCUGAGCUGCUACGAGAUCUUGAAGUGGUAGUUAGCGAGCUGCAACACAUUGCCGUUGAUCAGAUUUUGACCUGUGGCGAGCUUCGCUGGGCUAAAGUGCCUCUCUCUUUUGCGAAACGCGUUACUGGUGCUUCCAAAACUCUUGCUCAGUCAAAUGCCGCGGCCAGUCCAUCAUCACAAAUGGCUUCAUCGUCACAGGACUCAUACCCCAGUGUUCCAGGUCAAUCCGAUCAAGAUACAGCUCAGAAUCAUCAGAAUUCCAGUUGGGGUCGCACCCCAACGCACUCAUAUAAGGUCUUCAAUCGUCCAACCACGCCCGAGGAAGAUAAGCCUGAUCUUCACAUUUUCCUCGUCAUGAAGCAUUGGUUUUGGGACUCUUUUUGCCUUUCCCAAACAUCAGUCAAGACUAUGACAGACUAUACCUUUUUUACCUGGAUGCGAGCGACGUAUUAUUCUCGGCGCGGAUUCCUGCUUGAAUGGUUUGGGAUUUCCAAGUAUUCUCAUUGUGAAUUCUACAAGUGCACAAGGUUUGCAUGGUCCAAAUACGAGCCGUUGAAGAAAGAAUACCCUAGCGACGAGCCAUCCUAUCAUUAUCGCCCGAAACCUUUGGAUCCUGUGCCACCAAUGUCUCCACAUCAAUUCAGGCACUUUUUCGAGGACCAAGCGUGGCACUUUAUCACAUUUCGAAGAUUAGCCAAGAUAUUCUCAACAGCAGAGCUGAACGAUACAUUCGAUGAGCAUGUCAAUCUUCUUCCCAAGCGUGAUAGUGUAAUGGAGGAAAGAGAUUACUCACGUGAGGUUUUCUGGGGGCUGUACGUUUUCGAGAUUCGCUCAGUGUUCAUGUUGGUAUUCUACAGUUUUCUGUUUAUGACUCCGUCGAUUUAUUUUUUCUUCGCCUGGUUAUUCCAAUGGGGCCACCACGGGGAUCUACAAAAUGCCUCUGUUCUUCCUACUUUGUCACUCAUGUUGGUUCCAUUUUGGGGAUACAUUAUCUUCAGCUCACCAGGCUUUGACCCAUCUCCUCAAAGCCACUGA
Molecule: messenger RNA, 4647 nt
Organism: Penicillium odoratum
Lineage: Eukaryota; Fungi; Ascomycota; Eurotiomycetes; Eurotiales; Aspergillaceae
Product: kinesin
Exons: 6
Coding region: 1-4647 (1548 amino acids)
Cellular component (GO): kinesin complex
Molecular function (GO): protein binding; ADP binding
Source: RefSeq, a predicted model, not a curated record